Messenger RNA from Osmia lignaria (orchard mason bee), 8587 nucleotides. It is a transcript of the gene hwt, whose product is annotated as SH2 domain-containing adapter heavyweight. The record is from RefSeq and is a predicted model, not a curated record. NCBI's taxonomy places the organism in Eukaryota, Metazoa, Arthropoda, Insecta, Hymenoptera, Megachilidae. Gene Ontology annotation, molecular function: phosphotyrosine residue binding.
GAAACGUACGAAGUAGUUCAAAAGCGCGCUACCACAUUUCUUCGAUCAGUUGCUGAACAAUAAGAAUAAUAGAUAUAAUUAUGAAUGAUAUUAAUCGAAGAAGCACAAUAGCUGCCCGCUGAAUAGACGAAUAAUUGAUAUAUAUUAAAGAUAUAUCGAAGAUAAUUAUAACUGGAAAAACACUUGGAAGAACUCGAAUCGGCACACAAGAAUGGCGGUUAGGUUGCCGGAAAGCUGGAGGGUGACGGGUGGAGCCGAAGUUUGCCGAAGUUCGUCGAGGAGAAUCGAGAGCGUCGAGUGGUGUGGGGCGUACAUUCGUUAGUCGCACGCCGGUCGUUGAAUGGAGCGGGUGUGGAGACGCGUACAAGGUGCCGGGCGUCGCGGUGCCACAGCUCGCUGUGGUUGCCCUGUACAGCCGUGUCAGCUGCACGUGGACCAACGCGCGAAACGUGGAGGUGGUCGGAAAUCUCGUGGUGGACCACAGACGAUCGUGUGCAGUUGUCAGGUGCAGCCAUGUCCUGUACAUCCAGUACUGAUUAGGGUUCGUCGUACUCGACCCACGGUUGGCAACUGUGACUGUCCACCGGAAUCGCAGCCUUGCGUGCAUGCACAGCGAGCAUCAGCCGUACGAAGAAUCCGAAGAUGCGACUGUCCGGAACGACCUUGUCGGCACACAGCACCCGCUGGUACACGGCAUCGAGUACACUCCUCUUCACCUACUUUUUCCCAAGCAAGUCAGUCCACUUCGCAGCAACAACAACAGCAGCAGUGCGAGUGCGUCGAAAGAAUAAACUGUACCCAUACGGUCGCCGGGGAUGGUUCGCGCGAGUGCGAGUGCGGCGAGGAGGUUAAGCCUUGUUCGCACACGGUCCGACAACGGCGAUCGCGUCGUAGCUGCGAUUGCAGCGGUAGUGGCUCGCAACCGUGCAGCCACAAACCGCAACACGAAGGACGAAUAAAACGCGUUAAGUGUCGCGUAAGGCGUGCCGGUUGUGCCAUGGCCAGGUGUACCGCGGAACUCGCGAUGCUUCACCUUCACUGGGGUCUGGCGACCGAGUGUGCACCCUGUAAACCACGAGCGCUCACCCGACGGUUGUGCAGGAGGCAGCAGAGCGACAACGAACUCUACAGGAGCAACAGCUUCAAAUUCGAGCGCUUCGAGAGAACCAAAGACGAGUGCUCCACGCCGCUUCGUAAACAGGUAUCACUGUGCGACGAUUACAGUCUGCCAGUGGAUUUCGUGAACAAAAGACGUCCCGCAAGCGCUGCAGCUGCAACAUCCACGGUGCAAUGGGCCCUACCUAGUCCUACCAUUGAAAACGCGGAAGUGGAAGUUGUGGAACAGUAUAGCGAUCCAAGGGAUAGUAAGAACAAAGCGUACGUCGAGCCAGGAGCAGAAACAUCCUUGCCGACGAUUUACAGCAAAGUAAAUCUCAACUAUUGUCGACCAUACACUGAUCCUUCGGCCUCAGGCUCGUCCUGCGAGGAUGACGAUGAUGAUCGACAUCCAGACAUCAGGAAACGAAAGAACAGCGUGUAUGCUACUUCCUCGACUCGUGCGACCUCGUUAGACCGAGAGAAAGAGUUAAGCUUCACAGAUGCUGCGCUAGUGGACUGUGUAGCCCUGGUGCAUCUGACCGAUCAAUCGCCCACCGACUCCAAUCAACCAGUCCGUCAUCCAUCGCCUUAUUACUACGGCGACCUGUUCAAGGUACCUGAACAACUCAGCAAACCACAGCCGAAUAAGUAUAGGAAAAGCGUCAGUCUCGACGUACCGGGUGAACGGUCGAGAACACCCGGUAUACCGAAGAGGAAUUCGGUGGCAGGUGAUGGGGGAAGCUAUUCGUCUCAGCCGCAGCUUCAGCCGCAGCAGCAACAGCAGCAACAGCAGCAGCCGUUACAACCGCAACAACAUUAUCAAAGCGAGGAUCUAGUGAGCCCCACGUCGGGGAGCGAGCAUGCUGUCCCAGCCAGAAACGAGAUCCUCUCGUCGUGCAUCAUCACCGAGUGGGAUCACACCCUCAUGCCUCCUCAUAGAUUGUUAAGCCACGACCUGCCGACCACGGUAUGUACUUGCGUCGCAUCAGCUGAAGAGGAAGAGGAUGAGCUAGAUCAACGACAGCCGCAGUUAACGCGGCACCAAGUGCGCAAGCUACGACGUACACGAAGGAUAGAUCCGCAGCCGAUACUCGUCGAGGACGAGGACGACGUGGAGGGAGAGGACGAGGGCGAGGAAGAGGAGGAGGAGGACGUGGAGGUGGAGGAAGACGAGGAAGAGAUGGCUAGACAACGUCACCUCUACGAGACGGCCUUCGACUGCAAGGUCAAUAGGUCCGACGACGACCUCGACGACCUCGAUCGAGUUACCAAUCAUCCCGUGUUGCAUUCACAGAUGAGAAGCAACAGCGCGAUAGCAGUAAGCAGAACGAGUUCGUCGACGGACACGUCGAAGCAGCAGCAACCGCAGCAGAUCCCUUACGCUGGUCAGUCCCACAGCAGCAAAGAUCGACGCAAAGUCGUACUUCUCCGCCCAAAACCAAUUCCGAGCCGACUUCAACAACAGCAGCAGCAGCAGCAGCAGCAGCAGCAGCAACAGCAACAACAGCAAUCAGACAAUAUUUCUACUCUGUCCCAGGAUAUCGAAUCCCUCCAGAUCAAUUCGAGCGACGAGAAAACCGGCUCGCCGCGGUUACCCGCCAGAGGUUACACCCCGUCGCCUCCAUCCACGGCUCCGUUGCCUGCCAAGUUCCAUGGCAAUCGAGACCAUUUGCUGUUGAAUAUUCGCAGCACGCCGAACCUACCCUCUCAGCCAGACCAUCCGCGUCUGAAGGACCUGAGAUUGCCGGUGAAAUCUUUGCUGAGAGCGAAGGACUCGCCGCAGAGCAGCGAGGGUAGCAUACUGGAGAUCAAAAGUAGACCAAAGAGUUUUGCUCAAGACAACGUGGAGUCGUCGCAGGGACGACGAUUCGACAAGGAACUGAUACUGGAGUUCAAAGGUAGGCCAAGAGAGGAGAGACAACGACCUCGCAGUCUGAUACGCGAGAGCAAACCCAUCAUGGAGUUCAAGGGCAGGCCCCACGAGGCCGAGAGCGAUCUGUUGCGACCACGCCGUGAGGUUGGACUUUUGGAAUUCAAAUUGCGGACCACUAGACGCAGAGCGGGAUACUCCAGCACAGAAAGUAUGGCUACCAGCAGCAGCGGGGGGAGCAUGGAGUCUCUUCGAAGCAGUACCAGCGAGGGUAACAGAUCGACGAGCAGCUCCGAGAGUCGUCACAGCACCAGUUUGAGCUCCCAUAGUUCCGACAGUGGCAGCACCAACUGCUACCACCAUCACCAACAACCAUCCAUGACUGGUUUUUUAACCCACCAUGCGAAUAAAUUACACAUACUCUCGCCAAUAUCUGACAAAUCGUCCCAAGAACCCGCUUCAGAGACGUCCGAUAAUAAUCGCAACAACAAUUCGCAAAAAGCCUCACCGGAAGAGAACGUCACCACGGAGAACAACGUGACCGUGUCGAAUAAUACAAAUACAAACACCAAUACGAACACGAACACUAACACGGCCAACACGAACACGAAUUCCGUGACCUCGCCGAUGGACACGUCGUUCAAGAAACGUCGCACACCGCAGAACAAGAAUCUCAUUAAUUUGGCCCUGCAAUCCUCGUCGUCGGGCGAUGCGGAGAUUCAAGGAUCGGACAGUGGCAUCUCGAUCGAAUCGCGUGCUGGGAUCAAGUGCAAACCCUUUGGCUUUCACUUGUUGAAGCCGCAGUUGGAUAACAUCAAUCUUGUCGACAAUGAACCGGAGCUGUCCGAUCUACCUUUUGACAUGCCGAAACUACGGAGGAGACGAUUGCUUAUGCAACAAGACGCCACUACGUCUGGCAGUGCUACCAGCGUGGAUUUGAGAGAUUUGCCGUUUGACAUGCCGAAACUCAGGAGAAGGCUCAGAUGCAUGCAGAGCACGGAAUCCAGCGGAUCGCAGGCGUCUUCCAGCCUUUCCGUGCGGGACGUCGAACCACCUGCGUUGUUCGGCGGCGGUCUGGCGCGUCCGAAGAUGACACUGAAUCUGGACGCUGGAAACGGUGUGAACAACGGUGGAAACGGUGGUGGUCAGAUAGCGCCGAAAAAACCUGGUGGUCUCAGCCUUGGAUUGCCGCUGGAGAUUAAUACAGCCAGAGGAUCCGCUGAUCUGGUUGACGUGGACCUCCCUCUCGAGAGACAGGGAUGGUACCACGGAUCCAUCACGAGAAUCGAGGCUGAAGCUGUCCUACGUCUUCUGAGGGAAGGAAGUUACUUAGUGAGGAACAGCGAGUCGACCAAACAAGAUUAUUCCUUGUCACUGAAAAGCGCCCGUGGUUUUAUGCAUAUGCGUAUCCAGAAAAACGAGGAACUGAACGCUUAUAUUCUGGGACAGUUCAGCAAGCCUUUCGACAGCAUACCGGAAAUGGUUCGCCAUUUUAGCGUGAACCGUCUUCCAAUACGCGGUGCCGAGCACAUGUGUCUUCUGCAUCCGGUCAUAGCUCAGCUUUUGUAGCGCAUCUAUCGUAGCGCCGUUUAAGGUGCUCCCAUUUUUUGAUAUCCCCUUUACCUUCGAGAAUAACAAAGAACCUGGAUAGUGUCCUGGAAAAGAAUACCCUCCGAAAAGAAUCGUCGAUGCUUGUAUAAAAGAACGGGAGGGUAUCGUUGUGCAUAGAUAUAAUUUUCCAUUGGAAAAUUUUGGAUAGAAAACAGUUAACACGUUGAUUGCCAUGGGGUUUAAAUAAAUUUCGUCAUAAAUUAAGGUAAUUUUGAAAGAGAUAGUACAUGUUUUUAAUAACAUCUCGAAAUCAAAUAUUUUAAUAAUAUUGAAUAUUAUAUUUAACGAUUUAUGUAGUUGAUAAUCUUUUACAGAACACGUAAUUAUUACAACUUAGUAUUUUGAAAAUAAGAUUUUAGCUUGUGGUCCAUCUUUUUUUCAUUAUGAUGGAUAAGAUAAAACGCUUUUAUUAAAAUCAUACUAGAUAACAGAAUAAAUAUUACAGAAUGCAGUGUAUACCAAGUAGUAUGAAUACAAUACACUCGCGAUUAAAUUAAGCUUUCAUAGGGAAAAUAAGAAUUUUCAAAAUCUUAAUAUUAAAAAAGAUUAAGAAAAAAUAACUUUUAAUUAUUAAAUAUUAUAAAAUUUAGCAUAUAAUUGUAAAAUAGUGGUGGGGAACCACGGACCUACAUAUAUUAUAUAUGAGGUCUCCUCCUCUACAUCGUCAUUCUUCUCGGGAACGCCUAAGGGGUGAGACGGGAAUCCGGUCAUGGGUCAGGAACCCCGAGACCCCGGAGUCUGAGAACUCGAGGAAGCCUACGGAGAAAGUCGGAACUCGGAAGUCCGUGAAAGCCGGGGGAGGAUCGCUAUCUUUCCUGAGGAAGCCUGAUUUCAUCUCGAGUAUACUUAUUCAAUCCAUCUAUACCUGAAUUAUUAUAAUUUUCAAAGUAGGUACUAUUAGAAUUGAAAUAGUCUUCUAUUGUAUUUUAAUAGUUUCUUAUAAUUUCAUACGUCCGAACAGUUAACAAUCCACACUACCAUGUGCCAUAUUAAUAAUAAUGAAAUUUCCUAUGGCAAUCACCGUGUUAAAAAGUACUUCGUACUUCCAUAGAACUUUCACUGAGCCUCGAGAUCCAUUCGGGGCUGUUUAACAACAAAUUUUCCGAGCUUCCAGGGUGAAUGUAAAGGUAAUAAAAAACAGUAAUGGAGUCGAACGGGAUGGACGAAACUAUUCACGGGGAAUAACACAGUACAAAGCGCGUAAUCGGUGAAAAAGUUUUCGUAGGCUUAGCGAGCAAUCCUUAAUGGAUAAUCUCAUUCAUUUACGUAACUUCUCGAGUAAAGCUUUAUUAGUGGCGCGAAGAUGAAAUUAGUCGUUGUAAGGUGUUUAAUUGCAAUGCUUCGAAACUAUUCCGACCGUAGCGACAAGCUCUCAAUGUCUAUCGAAGAAACGAACGUCUGCAGAAUCUGUCUCGUCUUCCCCCAGAAAGUAUCGCGCAAAUCUACCAGAGGUUUUGCACUUUAUUUUCCCGAAAUCGAUUGAUUACUUGCGCUUGAUUGAUCGGACAGGAUUUUCAUUUAAUUAGCACGACGAAUGGAAAUCCUGAAGAAGUACAAGACGGAAUAAAAGAAAUUCUGUAUUUUCAGAGAGAUUCUGAGGUUCAAAAUCGAAUGGUCGUUGUACGAACGACGGAAAUAAGCACCGUAAGAGCUUUAGAAAAACAAAAUGGUUGUUCCUUGUGCUCGUGGCUCACGUAAGCCGCGAGUUUCGCGUAAGAAAUUAUCGAUGGGAUCAGAAUCGCUGUACUACAAGCGGCUAAUCUAGCGAGGCGUCAGAUAACACGCGUACUUUAGAUUUAGGUAUACAGGUAGCUGGCCGGAAUGGCCUCUGCGACGGAGCUGGAAGCCAAAGAAAUGAGUUCAAUCGUGCGAGGAGACAGAAGGGUGAAGAUGGGGUAAAUGAACGAGCAAAAAGCGGUACGGCCACGAAUUAAAAUGCCAAAGUUUAUCGCUAAUCGUAAUGAUCAUUUUUAAUCAGGGUUUUUGUUGUCGUUGAGAAACGAUUAGGCUCGGAUCUGUAUGCUUGAUCGACAACGAGUUACUUUGUGUUUUUUUUUUGUUUUUUUUUUCGAUAUUGCGAAUCGAAUCGAAUUCGAAGAUGAUACAAUUUGUUCGUCCUUACUGAUCGGUAAGAGGAUUAAGUCGAAGGAGAAGAAAGGUCGAUCGAGAUCAGUGAAUCCGAACCAUCGAUGGCUCGUAAAUUCGAGUCAUCCGUCCGACAGGUCUCUUAUUUUUGAGGAGAUUUUUGUGAGCGGAGGCAACCGAUACAUAUUUUUUCAUGUGAUAUCAAUUUGUUACAGAGAUAGCCUAGUUUCACCUGUGAUCUGUUACUUAGUUCCCUUUUAUCCGUGUCUGUUGGUUGCUGUGUGCAAUAUUCUCGUACGGUACGAUUAUGACUAACGAUAAUAAGUACUACCUAAUGAUAAAAUAGGGUUUACGGUAAUAAACGGUAACGAUUUAACGGUAACGGUAAUCGAUUAAGUAACCUGCUAAUUUAAUUGGGUAAUCAGCAACGACGCGUAAUCAGUCGCGACACGAGAGACGUCCGUGGUGUUACAAUAAUUAUUUCACGAUAAGGAUUCGAUUGAGCGAACUUACCUUUCGUUAAUCGUUCGCUUCGUGGUGAAUGGUAAGCAAAGAUUCGAUUUAGAGAACCUAGAACUCAUGUAGCGAGUGCCAUGUAAUCAGAAUAGAAUCUCUUCCAUGAUUUCAAUCCAGAAUAAACACGUUCGCUGAAGGGAACAUUUUAAGUAAAAACUUACUUAAUUCAGCCAAUCAUUAUAAAUGGACAAAUGAAUAAUUUUACAAAAGUGAAAAUUAAUCAUGAUUCAAUUUUAUUAAUAAAUUGGCUUAAUAGCGAAUUCAAAAUUUGAUAUUAAUAAAAACCAAUGAAAAUUUAAUAUACACUAUAAAAAUGGAUAUUAAUAUACUCAGUGAAAGUGUUAACUGUUAUGACUUUUCGAAUUUACGUUUUGUUGAUUCUUUUAUUAUUUUCACCAACGAUAAAAAAAGCAGCUCGAUGAAAAUUCUAAAAGUCAUAACUUAAUUCGAAUCAUCGUGAAGUUUACAGAUAUGCAAUUAUUUAACUACUUCCAUUCGUUUGUUGAUUUCAUUGCUUGAAAUCACGCGUGAACGUGAUACUAGUCGUAGUGUGUUCAAUUUUGUUACCUGAAUUAUUACGUAGAGCUGUUUUUGCUAUUGUAUCCGGCACUCUCUACCAUUGUCCCUCGAUUAGGUUCGGUAUAAUUAUAAAUACACACGUUGUACGUUUAAGCUGCCAGUAUUAUUAACUGUAAUCGAUAAUGCAUAUCCAUGUUAAUGUUUAAGAGACAUUGUAUUGUACCCUGCUCCUUAACGAAUGAUUAUGAGCGACGAAAAAAGUAUACUCUUAUCUCUCUAUGUAUAUUUAUUUGACAUUAUAUUUAUUGCAUUGUGUCGUUAAGCAAAAAUGAUGUUGCUGUCAUGAUUCCGUGUAUACCGUUUCUUAAUCUUUAAGAUGAUAGCGAGAUAACUCAUGGUAAUCUAUUAGAGUAACUGGUAAUCAUAGUAAACGUAGAUUAAUAACGUCGUUUAAAUAUGACGAUGGAAAACGACGAAGUGCAGUCGUAAAUUAUGUGGUAGACACUAAACUUGUAGAUACUUCCUGUACCUUGAAAUUUAUAUGAAGUAGUGUUUAGAUCUAACGUAUACACACCAUUAUGUAUACACAAAUACUCUAUUAUUACCAAAAAAUACUAGCGUAUUAGUCGUUUAUAGAAGGUACAACCAGUGAGAUCGGAAAUGAUUGAAAGAGAAACGAACAGGUCCGAGAUGUAAUACACGUAUGGGCCGAUUGUGUAAACUGUUUUAUUGAUAAAACGGUUCUCGAACGGUGUAAUGUGCAAUAACGAAGAGCGAUCCGGUAUUUUUGUUCUAGCAUGACAGACCACCGAUGUUCCAAAUCGACUUCACUAGAUAGUCUUGUGUACUCCGAAACUCCCUCUUAAUAAUAAAACAUUUAAUAAAAAC